Molecule: messenger RNA, 870 nt
Organism: Fusarium venenatum
Lineage: Eukaryota; Fungi; Ascomycota; Sordariomycetes; Hypocreales; Nectriaceae
Molecular function (GO): acetylpyruvate hydrolase activity
Source: RefSeq, a predicted model, not a curated record
AUGGCCUGGAGUCGAUUAAUAAGGUUUCUUGACGACCAAGAUCAGAUUCAUCUAGGCGAUGCGGUGGCUGAAUCUGCUCAAGACUUGACAAAUCUCUUAGAAGCUGGAAAUCUCAUCGCCAAUGAGCUUGUUGGUACUGAAUUAUUUGACACAAAGCCUACUGGAAAGACAGUCAAGGUUAAAAAGCUCCUAGGACCUCUGACACCAAGAGAUGUUCCAAUCAUCCGCUGCGUUGGCUUAAACUAUGCAAAACACAUCAAGGAAACAGGAAGGUCACCACCGCCACAUCCUUCAAUAUUCAUAAAGCCAUCUCGCUCAGUUACCGGCUGGAACGACGAUAUCCCAAUUCCAAAGAUUGCACAAAAGGAUCAGCUUGAUUAUGAAGGCGAACUGGCUAUCGUGAUUGGGAAGGAAGGGAAGGAUAUCUCGGCCGAAGAUGCUUUGAGCUAUGUGGCCGGAUAUACUGUUGCCAAUGACGUCUCGGCACGUACAUGGCAGAGAGACCCCAAAUUUGCAGGAGAAGUACCGCAGUGGUGUUUCUCCAAAGGCUUCGACUCCUUUGCGCCGCUUGGACCUGUGAUUGUAUCCCCAAGUGCCCUUGGAGCCGCGGAUGAUCUCAUCUUGCAGACCAAGGUAAAUGGGGAGGUCCGUCAGGAAGCGAGUACUAGUGAUCUAGUGUUUGGGGUUAAGAGAAUUAUCGAGUUUGUCAGUCAAGGCACGACACUUGAGAAAGGCUCAGUAAUUCUGACUGGCACUCCUGGUGGUGUGGCUCUGGGAAUGAAACCACCCGCCUGGCUAAAGGAUGGAGAUAUUGUAGAGGUGUCGAUUAGUGGGAUCGGUACUACACGAAACAAGAUGGUCUUUCAGUGA